CCUACUAAAGUACUAUAGUACUAUUACUACUAUAGUACUAGUACUAUAGUAGUAGUAGUAGUCUGAUUGGCUGUGCCCAGCGCUGCCUCGAGUAUCUGGAGUUGGAGGCCUUCACCACCUCGCUCAGCCAGGGCAUGAAGGUACUGAUCCUACUAAAGUACUAUAGUACUAUUACUACUAUAGUACUAGUACUAUAGUAGUAGUAGUAGUCUGAUUGGCUGUGCCCAGCGCUGCCUCGAGUAUCUGGAGCUGGAGGCCUUCACCACCUCGCUCAGCCAGGGCAUGAAGGUACUGAUCCUACUAAAGUACUAUAGUACUACUACUACUAUAGUACUACUACUAUAGUACUAGAUCUAUAGUACUAGUACUAUAGUAGUAGUAGUAGUCUGAUUGGCUGUGCCCAGCGCUGCCUCGAGUAUCUGGAGCUGGAGGCCUUCACCACCUCGCUCAGCCAGGGCAUGAAGGUACACGUGAGUGCCUCCCAGCUCUCCGUGACCCUACAGGAUGACCUAGGAGACCCAGAGGCUUUCUCAGAGGCCCUGCGCCACGUGGCCUACGUGGACACGAGAGCCUUCCCCUCGCCUGGACAGCGGAUAGUCCAACUGCGGACUAACGUGACGUGCUAUGGUGAGGGACCCUGUAUGGAGAUUCCGGACGUGGAGGUGGUGGUUGUGGUACCCAAACCCCCAGAGCCACGCAUCACACUGUGGUGACACACACAGUGACACACACACAGUGACACACA
Petromyzon marinus (sea lamprey) is the source of this 745-nucleotide messenger RNA. The record is from RefSeq and is a predicted model, not a curated record. Lineage: Eukaryota; Metazoa; Chordata; Hyperoartia; Petromyzontiformes; Petromyzontidae.